This is a messenger RNA of Habropoda laboriosa, 841 nucleotides long. Its product is annotated as glycine-rich cell wall structural protein 2-like. Lineage: Eukaryota; Metazoa; Arthropoda; Insecta; Hymenoptera; Apidae. The record is from RefSeq and is a predicted model, not a curated record. The coding region runs from base 68 to 841 and encodes 257 amino acids. The transcript has 4 exons.
AGUCCCAUCAAAGCGGGUGUUUUCGUGUAAAAUAACAUUGAAUUUCGCUUAAUCGACCAGAGUAAAAAUGAGAGACGCUUUCUUCAUCUUUCAGGUAUUAACAUUUGCUUGCCUAACUGUACUCGGCAGCGGUGCUAUCGUACCAUCCGAACCGAAGCUAACUACCAAAUUAACGCCUGUAAACAGCCCAUCCUAUGAGGACAGCGUGAAAGAUUUAACCGCGGCUGCCAGCGAUAGGACGUUCCACAUUAGCAAAGACUAUGGCCAGCCCGGUGGAUACGGCGGAGGCGUACCGUAUGGAAGUUAUCUUGGCAGUUCGAUUUAUCCUGGUACUACAGCGUAUCGCGGAACUGGCUUGAGCCCGGGAUACCUAAAUCCAAGCUAUAAAGGCUAUGUAGUGGGUGGUCCAGGCGGAAUUAUCGGGGGCGGCAAUAUAGGGUACGGCUAUUACGGAAGUUCUGGAUACAAUCCGAAUUACGGUGGCUAUGGAGGCUAUGGAUACGGUGCUAACGGUGGAUACGGGGGUUACGGUGGAUACAGUGGUUACGGAACAGGACUAAGUACCUCUGGUGGCUAUGUUAACGGAUAUGGUAGCGCUUAUGGUAGCGGAUACGGUUCUGGCAUCUACGAGGACGCGUACUAUGGGAACGGCGGACGUGGUGGUUAUGGACGUUACGGUGGAUUAGAUGGUUAUGGGUAUGGAGGAGGAUACAACGGAUAUGGAGGAUCGAAUUAUGGAACAUCGUAUGCUGCGAAAAGCAACUAUGAUCCUUACGCUUAUCGUAGCAACAGUUACGGAAGCUAUACUGGUUAUCCGUCCGGAUACAGAGGUUACUCUUAA